Molecule: messenger RNA, 1793 nt
Organism: Amblyraja radiata (thorny skate)
Lineage: Eukaryota; Metazoa; Chordata; Chondrichthyes; Rajiformes; Rajidae
Product: transmembrane protein 150A-like
Exons: 8
Coding region: 140-988 (282 amino acids)
Source: RefSeq, a predicted model, not a curated record
UCUCGCCACGAUGUUCCUGUUGGCUUGUGGAUUCAGUGGAGCGAGGAGUUGCUGGAGUACCAGGCGGUCUGGUGCUGAACAGGCGGGCGGAGGAGCGAGGGGGCAAAGAGAGGGAUCAUGAUUGGCGGAGCUCGUCCACAUGCAUAGAGUCGCAGACGCCGUCUGCCCUGGAAUGACAGCCUGGGUCAUCCUUCCCGUUAGCCUUUCCGUGUCCACCAUCACAGCGCUGUGGGUCGUGUAUGUGGUGGCAGUGCAGAAUCAUCAUGUUUGCCCCGUGGAUAACUGGACCUACAAUGACUCAUGUGAUGAAAACAUUGGCCAAGACGAACACAAAAGAUGUUGCACUUUAGAUGAGAUCCCAUUGGUCAGUAAAUGUGGCACCCUCCCUCCCGAGAGCUGUCUCUUCAGCUUGAUCUGCAAUAUUGGUUCUUUCAUGGUGAUGUUGCUCGGUUUACUGCGCUAUGCACAGGUGAUGGAGAGACACCAGAAGUCCUUGCUGAACACUGCAGCGCUGGUCACGUGCUGGAGUUGUGCCGCGGGCCUCAUCAUUGUGGGAAACUUUCAGGUUGACAAUGCUAGAGUCCUGCACUAUGUUGGUGCAGGAGUGGGAUUUCCCAGUAGUAUGCUGUUCAUCUGCUUCCAGUCUGUCAUCACCUACAAGAUUGCAAAGAAUUCGCUGGACUAUCGGAUAGGACACUGUCGUGCUGUCCUGACCAUCGUGGCCUUCGUCAACCUUGUCCUUAGUGGGGUCUUCUUCGUUCAGGAGAGCUCAAAUCUCCAGCAUGCUGCGGCCAUUUGUGAAUGGGUCUUCACUAUUGUUAUCCUCAUUUUCUACGGGACAUUCGCAGUGGAGUUUGGCUCUAUUACUCAGAACACCCUUCUUGAAAUGCUGACAAAGGAAGCCCAGAAGAGCCACUGUAAAGCAGACAGCAACAGAAUCCCAGGCACACACAUCAACUGCACCCAAGAGGCUGUGGCAAUGAUCUAGACUUCAAACCGUGAACAGGCAGGUCCAUCUAUUUUGCCAUCUCGAAAACUUUGCCUUUAAAACAGCAUUAAAAAAAAAAUCCAAGUGUUCAGGACAUCUAUGGAGCAUUACUGUUUGAUGUAAAAUGACAACUGAAAUGUCUCAGAUUCUUGAAGCAAUCAAAACACUACUGCAGAAACCAACCUGAGAGGACCAAGCUUGUCAUUUCCAUUGGCAUUUUUUGAAACAUUUAUCUGGAAGUUAAUUUUUGUAAUAAAGAUUUGAUUUUUAUAACAAAAUGAAUUAUAUAUUUUUGGCAACAGUCGACAACCAUUUUGAAUAUGUGUCGGAAUUUUGAACUUUGAGAUGUUUUUAGCACUGGCUGAUGUAAUUGGAUGGUUAAACAUCCACAUUUUAACUGUGAUGAUAACUUUAAAAAAAAAAUCAUUACAUUUGAUAUUGAUUCUGUAUCCGCUGCUUUGAUAAAAAGCUUCACUAACCUAUCACCUCUUCAUAGCACUAUAACCUCUUCUGACUCCAUAAUCUCUACUGAAUCUCCAAUUUCAUCUGUCCUAUUUUUGGCUGUCAUUCCUUCAACUAUCUAGACUCCAACUCUGGAAUUUCUUUAAUAAACUUCUCUGCUGCCAUACCUCUCUCCUGUUUGUUAAGGCUAGCAGCCUUUGAACUACAUCUGUACAGUAUUGUAUAAGCAUAUAAUGACACUGUAUUGGAUCACGUGUGCUUUGUGGUGUACACGUGCAGUCUGAGAAGAACCUUGAAUAAAACAGACAAACCUUUUGGAACUCGCGGUGGUUCCGGCCUAUUA